Molecule: messenger RNA, 2367 nt
Organism: Hippopotamus amphibius kiboko
Lineage: Eukaryota; Metazoa; Chordata; Mammalia; Artiodactyla; Hippopotamidae
Gene: ENTR1
Product: endosome associated trafficking regulator 1
Exons: 10
Coding region: 142-1464 (440 amino acids)
Biological process (GO): positive regulation of cilium assembly; regulation of cytokinesis; positive regulation of protein localization to cilium
Cellular component (GO): ciliary basal body; recycling endosome; centrosome
Source: RefSeq, a predicted model, not a curated record
GCGGGCUCGCGCUUCCGGUGCGCGCAGCGGAAGCAGCGGCCGGAGGCUUCGAGCGGCGGCCGAGCGGCGGGCGACGCGGGCGGGCGCCGCGGGGGCCAUGGCGCCGUGGCUGCCGGGCUAGGGAGGGCCGGCGCCGCGGCGAUGACGGGCUACGCGGGCCGCCCGGGCGUCCCCCCGCUGUCCCGGGCACGGAGCCUCGUCAUUGCGGAUGCUCCCGCGUUCUGUGAGCGCCGGUCUUGCCUCCCCCAGCUAGACUGCGAGCGCCCGCAGGCCGGGGACCUGGAGUCCCGCUUCCUCGGCAUUCGGCCGACGUUUACGUGCUGUGUGCCCAGCCCGGUGCUGGCUUCCGUGGGAGACGCAGAUUUUGGCUAUGGAAAGGGGAAAGGCACUAAGCAAGGUCCAACAGGAGCCCAGAACACAUACUUUGGAGAUGAGAAACUUGGAGAUCUUGAAGAGGCAAAUCCAUUCUCCUUUAAAGAGUUUCUGAAAACCAAACACCUUGGCCUGUCGAAAGAGGACACCAGCAGCAGAAUUUAUCCAAAGGACGCCACGAGGCACUCACUGGGACUUGACUGCGACACCCUGCCCUCCCAAACCGUGGGCUAUGGCCUGGAGUAUCAGCAGCCAUUUUUCGAAGACCCAACGGGGGCUGGCGACCUUCUGGACGAGGACGAGGACGAGGACGACGGGUGGAAUGGGGCCUACCUGCCGUCCGCCAUGGAGCAGACGCACUCCUCCCAGGUCGCCGCCAGCAUGUCGCCCUGCAGCACGUACAUCUCCUUUUUCUCCAACCCGUCCGAGCUGGUGGGGCCCGAGUCUCUGCCCCCCUGGACGCUGAGUGACUCCGACUCCCACGUCUCCCCGGCGGGGAGCCCCAGCACCGACUUUGCAGCCCACGGAGAGUCUCUGGGGGACAGGCACCUUCGGACCCUGCAGAUAAGUUACGAAGCAAGACCCCCGUGUGAAACCAAUGAUGAGGGUCGGAGCGGGACUGAGCCUGGGUCUCAUUGCAUCACAUCCUCAGCCUCAGAUACACCUCUUAGUUCUGUGGUGAGGACGCUUGAGCGCAAGUUAGAAGCCAAAAUGAUCAAGGAGGAGAGUGACUACCAUGACCUGGAGUCGGUGGUGCAGCAGGUGGAGCAGAACCUGGAGCUCAUGACCAAACGGGCAGUAAAGGCAGAAAAUCACGUCCUGAAGCUGAAGCAGGAAGUCAGCUUGCUCCAGGCGCAGGUCUCUAACUUCAAGCGUGAGAACGACGCCCUGCGGUCAGGCCAGGGCGCGAGCCUGACGGUGGUGAAGCAGAACACCGACGUGGCCUUGCAGAACCUCCGCGUCGUCAUGAACAACGCACACGCCUCCAUCAAGCAGCUGGUUUCUGGAGCUGAAACGUUGAAUCUCGUUGCUGAGAUCCUUAAAUCUAUAGACAGGAUUUCUGAAAUUAAAGAGCAGGGGGAGGAGUCUUGAGAACCACGGAGGUGCUUACAGCUCACAGCUCUGUUUAUAUCUUGAAACCACUACCCAGUCGAUUCCAAGAUGCCCACCGUGUCUCUGAAUGUGCAGUCUUCCCCCAUAGUAAAGAUAUUUAUCAUGAGACACUAACUUCCUGAUCUGUAACCGUGUUACUGGCUGCGUGCAGGGAGGGGCAGCCCUUCUUGGUGAGCUCCCUGCUGUUUUAUGGACGCUGAUCAUCUAUGGGAAGAUGUUUCUAUAAAAGCCACUGUUUUUUUUAUGUUUACUAAACGAAAACCACGGUUUUGUAAUAAGUGUUUUCCGUUGUCAUUCCAGAACGUUAACUAAGAUAAGUUCAGUUGGAUGCCUUUGCUCUCACAAGGAGAGAAACACUAAAUGAGCCAUAAUAUAAGCGCUUGCCUCGGACAGGGACGUGUGCCUUACUGCCGUCGCCCAGUGGCCCCUCUGCUCCCAAUCCACUCCUUGAGCUUCGGGGGGGGGGGGGGGGGCGGGGCUGGUCCCUGCAGUUGGUGACCUGAGCGUGGACGCCCCACGAGGUGGUCACUGAUGUCCUCCCGCAGGGGCCAAGGUCAGCACAGGCAUUCCAUGGUGGGAUGCCGGCUAAGUGCAUCUCGUUAUGGGCUUUCAGGUUUGGAAAACUGUUUUUGGCUGGAGGGUUUUGAUACGCAUUCUAAGUGCCAUCUUGUACACCGACGUUCAGGGACUUGGAGCCUAGGCAGGGCCUUCCCGGUCAGCAGCACCGGGCCUCCCAGGUGCCUUUCCAACCCCCGCCUGUCAGAGGGGAGGUGUAACAUGCACUAGAGGCCUUUCUGGCUGUUUUCCUGUGGGUUUUUUUUUAAUGAAUGUCCUUUUCCCCUCCUGUUCAAAUUGACAGUUUUCUAAUUCAAUAAAUUCUAA